Molecule: messenger RNA, 1260 nt
Organism: Asterias rubens (European starfish)
Lineage: Eukaryota; Metazoa; Echinodermata; Asteroidea; Forcipulatida; Asteriidae
Product: C-type mannose receptor 2-like
Exons: 5
Coding region: 1-1260 (419 amino acids)
Molecular function (GO): signaling receptor activity
Source: RefSeq, a predicted model, not a curated record
AUGGUGUCUGCCAAUCUACUCUCGUUUGUUCUGAUUAUAACCGCUUUAGCACGUCACGCCAGUGGAUGUUACAAUUUGCCGUGCAUACCUGGAUGGUACCCGUGGAGGGACCAUUGUUACUUGGUCUACCCUCCUCCAGAGGAAACCGAAAGGUUCACAUUUGUUCAAGGAGAGGAGUUUUGUAAAGGAUUCCAAAAUAAGCAGGUCAAAGGUCACUUGGUGUCAAUACUCGACCAAGAAGAGCAAGAUUUCGUCAUCAGGCUGAUGUCCAAGAUUAGACCGGAAGGGCAGUUUUGGAUUGGUCUGACUGACGCAGCAGUUGAAGGUGUCUUCAAGUGGACGGACGGUAGCGUGCUGGAGUAUACGAACUGGGCAGAGGAUCAACCCGAUGAAGGCUGGCCAGACGAGGAUUAUGUGGUAAUGACCAUAGAUGAAAAAUGGAAUGAUGCAAGAGGAGACCAAGACCACCCUCGUCAACAAAUCAUAUCACGUCACGCCAGUGGAUGUUACAAUUUGCCGUGCAUACCUGGAUGGUACCCGUGGAGGGACCAUUGUUACUUGGUCUACCCUCCUCCAGAGGAAACCAAAUGGUUCACAUUUGAUCAAGGAGAGGAGUUUUGUAAAGGAUUCCAAAAUAAGCAGGUCAAAGGACACUUGGUGUCAAUACUCGACCAAGAAGAGCAAGAUUUCGUCAUCAGGCUGAUGUCCAAGAUUAGACCGGAAGGGCAGUUUUGGAUUGGUCUGACUGACGCAGCAGUUGAAGCACGUCACGCCAGUGGAUGUUACAAUUUGCCGUGCAUACCUGGAUGGUACCCGUGGAGGGACCAUUGUUACUUGGUCUACCCUCCUCCAGAGGAAACCAAAUGGUUCACAUUUGAUCAAGGAGAGGAGUUUUGUAAUGGAUUCCAAAAUAAGCAGGUCAAAGGUCACUUGGUGUCAAUACUCGACCAAGAAGAGCAAGAUUUCGUCAUCAGGCUGAUGUCCAAGAUUAGACCGGAAAAGCACUUUUGGAUUGGUCUGACUGACGCAGCAGUUGAAGGUGUCUUCAAGUGGACGGACGGUAGCGUGCUGGAGUAUGCGAACUGGGCAGGGAAACAACCCGAUGCAGCCUGGUCAGACGAGGAUUAUGUGGAAAUGAUCAUGGAUGAAAAAUGGAAUGAUGCAAGAGGAGACCAAGACCACGCUCGUCAAAAAAUAAUGUGUAAAAUGACGCAGUUUGCCAAUACUAGAAAACUGACUGACUAUUGCCGCAGAAAAUGA